AUGAUUCCAUCUUCAGCAGCAGAAAGUAUAAUGUCUUCACUACAUAGCAAAGACCAGGACAAAGCCCAAACACACGGGUAUGAGCUUGAGGCAGGGCUUCCAGAGACAGACUCAACAUCCGAUCACCACAUUCAUCACACAGAAAACUUGAAUCGAAGUUUAAGUCCUAGAGUUAUCAAUAUGAUCACCAUUGCCGGGGUUAUAGGUACUGGGUUGUAUCUCGGGACGGGAAAAAUGUUGGCUACUGGUGGGCCAUUGAGUUUAUUGUUAAAUUAUAUGAUCAUUGGAGUAGUGGUGUUCUUUAUGAUGCUAUGUCUUGGGGAAAUGUCUGCACAGUACCCCGUCAGUGGCUCAUUCACAACAUACGCCAAGAGAUUUGGUAGUGAUUCACUAGGAUUUGCAAUUUUAAUCAAUUACUGGUUCAAUGAUUGCUGUAGUGUAGCUGCCGAUUUGACUGCACUACAACUAGUCAUUCAAUAUUGGACCGAUUUCCACUGGUAUGUGAUAUCAAUCAUAUUCUGGGUAUUCUUGCUAUUCUUGAAUGUCAUUCAUGUGAGAGCAUACGCAGAAGCUGAAUAUUGGUUGGCGCUUCUCAAAGUUGUCACCAUUAUUAUAUUUUUUAUCGUCAGCAUUAUAUGUAAUGCGGGAAGGAACCAAAUGCACGAAUAUAUUGGGUUCAAGUACUGGAGCUACAAGGAUGCGCCAUUUGUUAAUGGGUUUAAAGGCUUCAGUUCAUUGUUUGUUUCAGCAGCUUAUGCAUUUGGCGGUUUAGAGUCUGUUUCCUUGACUGCUGGUGAAACAAAGAAUCCAAACAAGACGAUCCCCAAAACAGUAAAGGCAUCAUUUAUACGUAUCAUUAUCUUUUACGUGUUUACUGCAUUUUUCAUUGGCAUGAAUAUUCCGUAUGAUUAUCCAAAUUUGCUGACAAAGACAGUUGCCGUGUCACCUUUUACAAUAGUAUUCCAGCAAGUCGGAAGUAAAGCUGGUGGUUCAUACAUGAAUGUUGUGGUACUUUUAUCAGUAUUAUCGGCGGGAAAUCACGCAUUGUUUGCUGGCUCGAGGUUGGCUUACAAUUUGAGCACCCAGGGGUACAUUCCCAAGAUUUUCUUGCCACUUAACCGGUUCCAGAUACCGUAUGUUGCUGUCAUUGUCACAUGGCUAAUUGGAGGUUUAUGCUUUGCUUCAGCAUUCGUUGGAACUGGAGAGUUGUGGUCAUGGUUGCAAGCAAUAGUGGGGUUGUCCAACUUGAUAUCUUGGUGGGUUAUUGGUGUUGUUUCCUUGCGUUUCAGAAGAGGCUUGGCCAAACAAGGUAGAACGCAUGAAUUGUUGUUCAAAAACUGGUCGUACCCUUAUGGUCCCUUGUUUGUGGUUAUCUUUGGUGGUUUCAUCAUUUUGGUUCAAGGAUGGUCAACAUUUAGUCCGUUUAGCGUAAAUGACUUUUUCCAAUCCUAUUUGGAAUUAGGUGUGUUUCCAGUUUGUUUCUUAGUUUGGUGGCUUGUAAUCAAACGUGGCAAAGAUAGAUUUGUACGUGCAGCUGACAUGGACUUUGACACAGAUAGGUAUAUUGAGUCACCAGAAGAGUUAGAAAAUGAGGAAUAUGCUAAAUCAUUGAAAGGCUGGACCAAAUUUAAACACAACUUUGCUGACAAUUUUCUUUAA
Lodderomyces margitis is the source of this 1659-nucleotide messenger RNA. RefSeq names its product Alp1p (gene ALP1). Gene Ontology annotation, biological process: amino acid transmembrane transport. The transcript has a single exon. Lineage: Eukaryota; Fungi; Ascomycota; Pichiomycetes; Serinales; Debaryomycetaceae. Gene Ontology annotation, cellular component: membrane. The record is from RefSeq and is a predicted model, not a curated record. The coding region runs from base 1 to 1659 and encodes 552 amino acids. Gene Ontology annotation, molecular function: amino acid transmembrane transporter activity.